Aspergillus ibericus CBS 121593 is the source of this 800-nucleotide messenger RNA. RefSeq lists its product as uncharacterized. The record is from RefSeq and is a predicted model, not a curated record. The coding region runs from base 247 to 588 and encodes 113 amino acids. The transcript has a single exon. Lineage: Eukaryota; Fungi; Ascomycota; Eurotiomycetes; Eurotiales; Aspergillaceae.
CAAGGACUCCAUUAUUCUUGGUGCGAUUCUAUCUCUUCGUGAUACAAAAGUUGUUCAAGUAAACCCAGAUCCACCCAGCCCCUCGAAGUCAUUCCACCCACCGGGUACUAUAUUCGCGUUGGUCACCGUUGCCCUCUAUAUAUACAUCGGACAGAGGUAGGCAAAGGUAGGGCACAUGCCAUCCCAGCCCAACGCCUCAAGUAGAGCGAGCUGACCAUGCCCAGUGCCUAGUAGUCGACCUGAGCCAUGUCUGCGAGUUCUGGCCUGCGAGGAACGUGCGAUGUCUGUCUUCAUGCUAACAAUGAGCACAACACUGCGCCCUGCCCCGUGCCUCGCUGCAGAAAUCGAUGGAAGCAAUGCCAGGUCACCGGCGGAUGUUUCAAAAGGUCGAAUAAUUGGGGCCGGCGGAUGUGUUAUGCCUGCAAAGCCCACCCGGCCGUCAGGGAUAACCUAGACUUCGGGGGACUGAGGCAAAGAGAUGUCACACGGGCCCAGAAGGCGGACUACCAGGAUACAGGAACAGCGGGCGGUGAUACAUCCAGCGGAGAGACCAGUGAGAGUAGCCCUGCGCCAAGCGACCCUAACUAGGGACACUCGGUCGGUUCCAAGUCGCCAUCGCUUGAGAUCUUAUGUGGACUCUGUCGUGUAUGAUAACCUAUGUUGGAGGGUCUGGUUUGCUGGUCGGCGAGGAUCAUGUGUGGGAUCGCUUUGCUCAAUCGUUGUUACCUUCGCAAUCUGCGAGGCCUAGAUAGCGUCAACAUCAUCACCUUCCUCCGUGGAAUUGAAAUAGCAUCCCCAAC